AUGGCGAGAAUCAGGUUGGAAUUUCUGUCCAUCACGUUGCCCGUUCUUCUUCUUGCCUUUUUACUGGCACGGGAAUUCGACCUCAAAAACGUCGGCGAUGAGGGGAAAUAUAUCCAAACGAUCGAACAACAGCUUGAUCUGCCCACUACAUGUCAAACCAGCCAUCUGACGGCAUUCGAGACGGCUAAUCCGUCCAUCCUCUUAUCCACCUCCCCAUUGGACCCGUUCGAUGCACCAAAAUUCUCCGCUCUCAACCGGACCGCCGGUGAGCAAUGGGCCUUUGAUGGGACGUCGGCAUCCGGUCGCAGCGGGCUGCUGCUUGGCAUCUACCGUGAUGCAUCUUAUGCAUUCCUUGGCCCCGGCAACUUUCGAGUGUCGCUCGACGUGGUCUGGGACAACGGGACCACCUUCUCCACGGUCGAUUACCUCGCCCGGUCCGUCGUGCAUGUCUGUGAGAACCAGGUGGUCGGGAUCUGGGCCAGCGCCAUAGACGAGUAUUACGUCUUCCAGGCGACGCGGGAUUCCAAGCACGCCAGAGUCCACAUCCACACUAAGGAAGUAACCGGCUCCUUUGCUAUUCACUCCACCACCCCGUCCAGGUAUCCGAAUGGCGCACUCGUUUCGGACAAGGUCGCAUCGACCUGGAAUGCGCCAAUGCUCCACUGGGGCGAACCCAUACCAGCCGGCGGGAUCGAAGUUGACCUGACUAUUCAGGGAAGUGCGUUCCGAUGGACCGGCUUGGGGGGCCAUGACCGCUGGUGGUCGGGAAAAGGAUGGCUAGAAAUCCUGACAAAAUGGGAAGCCGUCCGACUCACAGCUGGGCCAUACUCUCUGAGCUUUUGGCAGCCAACCUCCCGGUUAAAUGGCGUCUCGUAUCCGUCGCCCUUUCUGACCAAGCACGGGGUCAAUGUAUUUUCUGCGCAACGCAAUUCGGUCUCCGAGACGGACAACCACAUUCUCUACCGGUCUGCUCCAGCCCCGAGGGACGGGGGAAGUAUGCAUGAUCCGGUAGGGUACGAGAUCGAGCUGAUCUCGCCGUCAGUGGGGAAGAAGUGGUCGUUCACUUUGGAGUAUCGUAACCAGGAGUUUGCAUUCGACCUUGGUGGCGGGGCGGGAGGCAGUGCGUAUGUUGGGCGGGUCAAAGGGGGAGAGGACGGCGAGGAGCCGUACGAGGGCGUUUUUUUCAUUGAACAUGUGGAUGUCGAGUCAUUGACGGUGCCGAAACUGUAUGUGAUCGUCUGCGAGUGGUACUAUCAAUUCCGAGCAAAAGUUUUGGGGAGAUGGGAUGUGAGUAUGUAG
This is a messenger RNA of Penicillium roqueforti, 1299 nucleotides long. RefSeq lists its product as uncharacterized. The transcript has a single exon. The record is from RefSeq and is a predicted model, not a curated record. Lineage: Eukaryota; Fungi; Ascomycota; Eurotiomycetes; Eurotiales; Aspergillaceae. Bases 1 to 1299 code for a protein of 432 amino acids.